This is a messenger RNA of Candidula unifasciata, 891 nucleotides long. The record is from the annotation of a GenBank genome assembly. NCBI's taxonomy places the organism in Eukaryota, Metazoa, Mollusca, Gastropoda, Stylommatophora, Geomitridae.
AUGUCUGUGAAUCGUAUCUUGCUUAACUUGCAGGUAGUCGCCGUGUUCCUCAGCGCCUUCACCCUGGUAGCCAUGAGUGUGGAUCGCUACCUGGCUAUCCUGAGACCCAUGAGACCCAGACUGUCCACCCGUGCCUUCGCUAUGACCAUCGCCACCAUCUGGGUUCUGUCCUUCUCGGUCCCUUUGCCAACAGUGAUAACCUCCCGUGUGGUUUACAACAACGGCGUGGCCAACGGCCUGUGCCUUGAGACCUUUGAGGACGAGCAACAUAAGUACAUAUACAGCGUGGUGAUCAUGAUGCUGCAGUAUUUCGUACCGCUGGCGGUGAUCACAGUCACCAACAGUCACAUAGGAUACAUCGUAUGGAUCAAGAAGACUCCUGGAGAAGCGGAGGAAGACAGGGACAGAAGGCUUGCUGCGUCCAAACGUCGAUUAGUCAAGAUGAUCAUAAUUGUCGUCGUCAUCUACGCCCUCUGUUGGCUGCCUCUACACGUCAUCACUAUUGUUGGGGACGCUAACCCAGAUAUUUACACAAUCCCACACAUGAACGUCGUCUGGCUGUGCGCCCAUUGGUUGGCCAUGUCGCAUUCCUGCUACAAUCCCAUAGUCUACUUCUCCCACAAUUCCACCUUCCGCAGAAACCUCAAACGAAUGUUAACCACAUGUCGCCACAAAAGAAAGCGACUUCGUCGCCAUCUGUCCGUCAGAAACGGGCUGUGGAACGGCGAUGUGGACUUCUACGGCAGCGCAGAGUCAGUUAGAUCCAAAUACAGCAUUCGGAGCAUGCACUCAACGAACCGAAUAAUGAAGCAAGCAGAGAUGUCCGAAGACUGGGACAGUUUGAGGAAGUCGAAAAAGCUAGGUGGUGUUACAAAUGACAUGUAUUUGUGA